AUGGCAGAGGAGGGGGCGGUGGCGGUCUGCGUGCGAGUCCGCCCGCUCAACAGCAGAGAAGAAGCACUUGGAGAAACUGCACAAGUUUUUUGGAAAACUGACAAUAAUGCCAUUUAUCAAGUUGAUGGAAGUAAAUCCUUCAAUUUUGAUCGUGUCUUUCAUAGUAAUGAAACAACUAAAAAUGUCUAUGAAGAAAUAGCAGCACCAAUCAUUGAUUCUGCCAUUCAAGGCUACAAUGGGACUAUAUUUGCCUACGGGCAGACUGCUUCAGGAAAAACAUACACUAUGAUGGGUUCGGAAGAUUAUUUGGGAGUUAUUCCCAGGGCAAUUCAUGACAUUUUCCAAAAAAUUAAGAAGUUUCCUGAUAGGGAAUUUCUCUUGCGUGUGUCUUACAUGGAAAUAUACAAUGAAACUAUUACAGAUUUAUUCUGUGGCACACAAAAAAUGAAACCUUUAGUAAUUCGAGAAGAUGUCAAUAGGAAUGUAUAUGUUGCUGAUCUCACAGAAGAAGUGGUUUAUACAUCAGAAAUGGCUUUGAAAUGGAUAACAAAGGGAGAAAAGAAUAGACAUUAUGGAAUAACAAAAAUGAAUCAGAGAAGCAGUCGUUCUCAUACCAUUUUUAGGAUGAUUUUGGAAAGCAGAGAGAAGGGUGAGCCUUCUAAUUGUGAAGGAUCCGUCAAAGUUUCCCAUUUGAAUUUGGUUGACCUUGCAGGCAGUGAAAGAGCGGCUCAAACAGGAGCUGAAGGUGUACGACUCAAGGAAGGCUGUAAUAUAAAUCGAAGCUUAUUUAUUUUGGGACAAGUAAUCAAGAAACUGAGUGAUGGACAAGUUGGCGGUUUCAUAAAUUAUCGAGAUAGCAAAUUAACACGAAUUCUCCAGAAUUCCCUGGGAGGGAACGCAAAAACACGGAUUAUCUGCACAGUUACUCCGGUGUCCUUUGAUGAAACCCUUACAACUCUUCAGUUUGCCAGCACUGCUAAGUACAUGAAGAAUACGCCUUAUGUUAAUGAGGUAUCAAGUGAUGAAGCUCUGCUGAAGAGAUACAGAAAAGAAAUAAUGGAUCUUAAAAAGCAACUGGAGGAGGUUUCUUCAGAGACUCGAGCCCAGGCAAUGGAGAAAGACCAAUUAGCCCAACUUUUGGAAGAAAAAGAUUUGCUUCAAAAAGUACAGAAUGAGAAAAUUGAAAACUUAACACGAAUGCUAGUAACCUCUUCUUCCCUCACAUCACAACAGGAAUUAAAGACCAAAAGAAAACGAAGAGUUACUUGGUGCCCUGGCAAAAUUAACAAAAUGAAGGACUCAAACUAUACAGAUGGAUUUAGAAUACCAACAACUGUAACAAUAAAAACACACAAGCCUUCUGUAACUGUAUUAGGAGAAAUUGAUGAAUCUCUCUGUUCAGAGUCCGAUACUUUUAGUAACACCCUUGAUACAUUAACUGAGAUAGAAUGGAAUCCAGCAACAAAGCUACUAAAUCAGGAAAAUGUAGAAAGUGAGUUGAACUCACUUCGUGCAAACUACGAUAAUCUGGUAUUAGACUAUGAACAACUAAGAACAGAAAAAGAAGAAAUAGAAUUGAAAUUAAAAGAAAAGAAUGAUUUGGAUGAAUUUGAGGCUCUAGAAAGGAAAACUAAAAAAGAUCAAGAGAUGCAACUAAUUCAUGAAAUUUCCAACUUAAAGAAUUUAGUUAAACAUGCAGAAGUAUAUAACCAAGACCUUGAGAAUGAACUAAGCUCUAAAGUAGACCUACUUAAAGAAAAGGAAGACCAGAUUAAGAAGCUACAGGAAUAUAUAGAUUCUCAAAAGUCAGAAAAUAUGAAAAUGGAUUUGUCAUACUCAUUGGAAAACACUGAAGACCUAAAACAGAUAAAACAAACUCUGUUCGAUACUGAAACUGUAGCCCUUGAUGCCAAGAGAGAAUCAGCUUUUCUUAGAAGUGAAAAUAUAGAACUGAAAGAGAAAAUGAAAGAGCUUACAGGUACAUGCAAGCAAAUGGAAAAUGAUACUCGGUUAUAUCAAAGCCAAUUAGAGGCAAAAAAGAAAAUGCAGAUUGAUCUGGAGAAAGAAUUACAAUCUGCUUUUAAUGAAAUAACAAAACUCACCUCCCUCUUACAUGGAAAGGUUCCAAAAGAUUUGCUCUGUAAUUUGGAAUUGGAAAAAAAGAUUACUGAUCUCCAGAAAGAACUGAAAAAAGAAGCUGAAGAAAAUGAGGCUUUGCGGAAAGAAGUCAGUUUGCUCUCAGAGGCAAAAUCUUUAUGCCCUGAAGUAGAGAUGCUAAGGAAAGAGAUACAUGAUAAAUCUGAAGAGCUUUGUAUGAUAACAUCAGAAAAAGACAAAUUGUUUUCUGAAGUUGUUCAUAAGGAAGAUAGAAUUCAAGGUUUACUUGACGAAAUUGGUAAAAUUAAAGAUGACUUAACAACUGCCCAGUUGAAUUAUAAAAGUACUGAUCAAGAAUUCCAAGAUUUCAAAACCUUCCAUAUGGAAUUUGAGCAAAAGUACAAGAUGGUCCUUGAGGAGAAUGAGAGAAUGAACCAGGAAAUGGGAAAUCUCUCUAAAGAAGCACAAAACUUUGGCCUAAGUCUGGAUGCUUUGAAGACAGAGCUUUCUCAUAAGACUCAAGAACUUCAGCAGAAGACAUUUGAGUGUCACGAAAGGUUAAAUGAGGUGGAACAGCUGAAGGAACAAUUAGAAAAGGCAGACUCUGUGCUGCAAACUGUAGAAAAGGAAAAUACACUGAUUACUGAGAAACUUCAGCAAACCUCAGAAGAAGUAAAAGUUUUAACCCAAGAAAGAGAUGACCUAAAACAACUCCAAGAGACCCUGCAAACUGAGAGGGACCAACUCAAAAGUGACAUUCAGGAUACUGUAAACAUGAAUAUAGACACUCAAGAACAAUUACGAAAUGCUCUAGAGUCUUUGAAACAGCACCAAGAAACAAUUAGCACACUGAAGUUAAAAAUUUCUGAGGAAACCUCCAGGAAUUUGCAUGUAGUGGAAAACAUAGAAGAAACUAAAGAUGAAGUUCAGCAAAAGAUGGUUGGCACAGAUGAAAAAGAGAAUUUGGAGAAUUCUAAAAAGACUCAAACACUGACUGCAGAUGUUAAGGAUAAUGAGGUAAUUGAGCAACAGAGAAAAAUAUUUUCUUUAAUACAAGAAAAGAAUGAACUCCAACAAAUGUUAGAGAGUAUUACAGCGGAAAAGGAACAACUGAAGACGGACCUAAAGGAAAACAUUGAAAUGACCAUUGAAAACCAAGAAGAAUUAAGAAUUCUUAGAGAUGAACUUAAAAAGCAACAAGAAAUAGUUGCUCAGGAAAAGAACCACUCCAUAAAGCAAGAAGAAGAGGAACUUUCUAGGACCUAUAAGAGACUGGCAGAGGUUGAAGAAAACCUGAAAGAAAAGAGCCAGCAACUCCAAGAAAAACAGCAACAACUUCUUAGUGUACAGGAAGAGAUGAGUGAGUUGCAGAAAAAGGUAAAUGAAAUGGAGAAUUUAAAGAACAAAUUAAAGAGUCAAGAAUUAACCAUGGAACGUAUGGAAACAGAGCGGCUUGAGUUGGCCGAGAAACUUCGUGAAAAUUAUGAGGAAAUGAAAUCAAUAACCAAAGAAAGAAAUGAUCUGAAGGAAUUACAGGAGUCAUUUGAAACAGAGAGAGACCAGCUUAAAGGAUAUAUAAGAGAAAUUGAAGCUACGGGCCUGCAGACAACAGAAGAACUAAAAAUUGCUCAUAUGCAUCUAAAAGACCACCAAGAAACUAUUAAUGAGCUAAAAAGAAGCAUUUCUGAGAAGACAGCUCAAAUAAUAAAUAUGCAGAAGGACUUAGAAAAAUCCAAUACCGAGUCCCAAGAGAAGAAUCCAGGGCUUCGCGAUGAACAGGAGCUGUUUCCUAAUGAGAUCAUAGUCAGCGAGACUCAGGAAACAAUAAAUGAAUUGGAGUUACUGAGAGAACAAUCCACAACCCAGGACUCGGCACCACUUGUAAGCAUAGAAAUGGAAAGGCUCAAGUUGACCGAGAAACUUCAAGAAAGUCAUGAAGAAAUAAAGUCUCUAAGUAAGGAAAGAGACAACCUUCAAAUGAUAAAAGAAGCGCUUGAAGUUGAAUAUGAGCGGCUGAAGGCAGACAUUAGAGAAACUCUGGCUAAAGUCCAAGAGUCUCAAGAUAAACAUGAACAGUCUUUCAAUAUGAAAGAAAGAAACAAUCAGGCUCUUAAAAUAACAAAUGAGAUGGAGCAAUUGAAGGAAGAAUUCAAAGCCAAACACUCAGCACUACAAAGAAUAGAAACGGAAAAGCUCAAGUUGUCCCAGAGACUUCAAGAAAGCCAUGAUGAAGUGAAUUCCAUAGCUAAGGAGAGAGAUGACUUACAGAGAAUGCAAGAAGCUCUUCAGUCUGAGAGGGACCAACUCAGAGAAAACAUACGAGAAGCUGUAGCUAAACACCUGGAAAUUGAAGAGGAACUGAAAAUUGCUCAUUGUUGCCUGAAAGAACGAGAGGAAACUAUUGAUAAAUUGAGAGUGGCUCUUUCAGAGAAGGACACUGAAAUAUCAAGCAUUCAAAACAAAUUGGAAACAGCCAGUGAUGAAUUACAGAAAAAGAUCCAAGAGCUUUAUGAGAAACAAGAACAAAUUAGUGUAAAAGAAAUUAGUGAGUCUUAAGAAAAAAUGAGUGAACUGGAACAAUUCAAGCAGUAUCUCAAAGCCAAAGGUUCUGCAUUACAAAAUUUAGAGAAUGAUAGGCUCAAAUUGAUUAAGAAAAAACAAGAAGAACUAAAAAUUGCUCUCACACUUCUGAAAGAACACCAAGAAACUACUGAUCGACUCAAAGAGAUUGUUUCACAGAAAACAGAUGAAGUAUCAAAUAUGCAAAUAGAGUUAGAAAACUCAAAUGCUGCCUUAAAAGCACAGAUCCAUGAACUUCAGGAGAAAGACCAUCAACUUCUUAAAGUAAAAAAUGAUCUCGAGGAAACUAUGUAUCAAACAGAGAAAGUGAAAAGACAAUUAGAGACCCAGAAUUCAGCUCUGGCAAGUAUAGAAAUGGAAAAAUUAAGAUUGACUGAGAAACUCCAUCAAAACCUUGAGGAAAUAAGAUUUGCUACUAGGGAAAAUGAUAGCCUAAGAAGAGCAGAGGAAACUCUCCAAAUGGAGCGAGACCAGCUUAAGGAAAGUCUUAGAGAAACAGAAGCUAACGUAAAACAAGGGGAAAGAAAGCCUACAGUUCUGACACCAAAAGCAUACAGCAAAAUGUUACUCUUACUAAAAAAAGUAUUACUAUUAAAAAAUACUAGUUAACAUUGAGAUAAUGUCACUGUUCUUAAAAUUUCUUUCAUGAUAAAGGCACUAACAAAACAAGAGGAACUAAGAAUUGUUUACAUGCAUCUGAAGGAGCACCAGGAAACUAUUGAUAAACUCAGAGGAAUUGUUUCUGAGAAGACAGAUGAAAUAUCACACAUGCACAUAGAUUUAGAAAAUUCAAAUGCUAAAUUACAAGAAAAGAUUCAAGAACUUAAGUCAAAUGAACAUCAGCUUUUUAAGUUAAAAGAAGAUGUCCGCAAGACACAGAAAAAAAUGUCUGAAAUGGAGCAAUUGAAGAAACAGCUCAAAGACCAAAGCUUAAUUCUGGAUGAAAGAGAAAUGGAGAACUUAAAUUUGGCUCAGAAACUUCAUGAAAACCUUGAAGAAAUGAAAUCCGUGAUGAAAGAAAGAGAUAAUCUAAGGAAAGUAGAGGAGACUCUUAAGCUGGAGAGAGAUGAACUCCAGGAAAAGCUGCAGGAAGCUCGAGCUAGAGAUCUGGAAACACAACGGGAACUAAAAAUUGCUCGUAUGUGUUCAAAAGGACAUCAAGAAACCAUUGAUAAAUUGAGAGAAAAAGUUUCAGAAAAAACAACUCAAAUUACAAAUAUGCAAAAGGAUUUACAUAAAUUAAAAGAUGAAUUACAGGAAAAGAUCCAAGAUCAGAAAAAAAAGCUUCAACUUCUUAAAAUGGAAGAAGGUAUUAACAAGACUCAUAAAAAAAUGAAUGAAAUGGACCAAUUGAAGAAGUAAUUUGAGACCCAAAGUUUAUCUAUGCAAAGUGUGGAAAUGGAUAAAUUGAUUUUGACUAAGAAACUUCAUGAAAGCCUCAAAGAAAUAAGAACUAUAGCUAAAGAAAGAGAUGAGUUGAAAAACCAACAGAACCACAAAGAGGUAGUAAAAUAUGAAAAAAGGUUACUAAGUGAUGGACAACAGCCCCUUACAGAAAGCCUGAAGGAAAAGUGCUUUCGGAUAAAAGAGCUUCUGAAGAGGUACUCAGAGAUGGAUAAUCACUAUGAAUGCUUAAAUAGAUGGUUUCUUGACUUGGAGAAAGAAAUCGAAACCCAAAAAGAGCUUUCAAUUAGAGUAAAAGAAAACCUCUCACUUCCAUAUUCACAAGCCAAACAGAUUCAAAAACUUCUCACUGCAAACCAGAGAUGUCCCAUGGAAUUCCACAGAGUCAUGAAGAAACUUAAGUAUGUGUUAAGCUGUGUCACAAAGAUAAAAGAAGAGCACCAUGAAACCAUCAAUAAAUUUGAAAUGGAUUUCAUUGAUGAAAUGGAAAAGCGAAAUGAAUUGCUAAUUAACAUACAGCAUCUUCAACAAGAUUGUGAUGUACCAUCCACAGAAUUAAGGGAGCUGAAAUUGAACCAGAAUUUGGAUCUACAUAUUGAGAAAAUUCAGGAGCUGGAAACUUCGCUGCGUGAAGCUAAAGAAAGCGCUAUGCAGAAGGAAGACAAGAUUAGAAAGAUGCAGAAAGAAUUCGAGAUGGCUGAUGAUGUGAUAACAAAACUCGAAGCCAAAGUUUCUGAAUUACAUAAAACCCAUGAAAAGAAAGAAGAAGUAAUCCAAGUCCUUCAGGACAAAGUUGCUUUAGGAGCUAAGCCCUAUAGAGAAGAAAUUGAAGAUCUCAAAACAAAGCUGGUGAAAAUAGACCUGGAGAAAAUGAAAAAUGCCAAAGAAUUUGAAAAGGAAAUUACUUCUGCAAAAUCCACCAUAGAACAUCAAAAAGAAGUUAUAAGACUACUGAGAGAAAAUCUUAGAAGAAUUCAACAGGCCCAGGAUACCACAAUGGUAUCAGAACAUGAUUCUCAGCCUUCAAAUAAACCUUUAACCUGUGGGGGUGGAAGCGGCAUUAUACAAAACACAAAAGCUCUUAUUUUGAAAAGUGAAUAUUUAAAGCUGGAAAAGAAAAUUUCUAAAUUAAAGGAACAAAAUGAACAGCUAAUGAUGCAAAAUAAUGAACUAUUAAGCAAUAAUCGUCAUCUUUCCAGUGAGGUCAAAACGUGGAAGGAAAGAACCCUUAACAAAGGGGUAACUUGUGAGAACUCUCCUAAGUCUCCCAAAGUGACUGGAACACCUUCUAAAAGGAGGCAGAUUACACCUUCUCAAUGCAAGGAAUGGAAUUUACAAGAUCCUGUGCCAAAGGAGUCACCACAAUCUUGGUUUUUUGACAGCCGAUCAAAGUCUUUACCGGCUCCUCAUCCUAUUCGCUAUUUUGAUAACUCAAGUUUAGGCCUUUGUCCAGAGGUACAAGCUGCAGGAGCAGAGAAUAUGGACCCUCAGCGAGGUCCCAAGCACACCUAUCCAGGAAAAGACGUGCCCGAGUGCAGAACUCAAUAA
This is a messenger RNA of Otolemur garnettii (small-eared galago), 7629 nucleotides long. It is a transcript of the gene CENPE, whose product is annotated as centromere protein E. Gene Ontology annotation, molecular function: microtubule binding; ATP binding; plus-end-directed microtubule motor activity. Gene Ontology annotation, cellular component: microtubule. Lineage: Eukaryota; Metazoa; Chordata; Mammalia; Primates; Galagidae. The record is from RefSeq and is a predicted model, not a curated record. Gene Ontology annotation, biological process: mitotic cell cycle; microtubule-based movement.